Messenger RNA from Cryptococcus wingfieldii CBS 7118, 2535 nucleotides. Its product is annotated as cytoplasmic protein. Gene Ontology annotation, biological process: ergosteryl 3-beta-D-glucoside catabolic process. The record is from RefSeq and is a predicted model, not a curated record. The transcript is spliced from 5 exons. Bases 1 to 2535 code for a protein of 844 amino acids. NCBI's taxonomy places the organism in Eukaryota, Fungi, Basidiomycota, Tremellomycetes, Tremellales, Cryptococcaceae. Gene Ontology annotation, molecular function: steryl-beta-glucosidase activity.
AUGCCCCCUCCAGCCCUCUCCCCAGUCACAGGCAAUCCCGUGCCCCCCUACUACAUCCACUCAAACACCCUCCACUUCCAGGACACCCACGGCCGAUCUCUCUUGCUGCGCGGCGUCAACCUCUCAGGCUCCGUCAAGCACCCCAAUGGUCAGCCCAGCCACAAGCUCGAAGGCUUCUGGGAGACCGCCGAGGCGGGAGAGGGCGACUUUAUCAACAGGCCGCUCAACCUAGACGAUGGCAGCGCAGAGGUCCAUCUCGCGAGGCUCAGAGCAUGGGGCUACAACAUGCUGCGCUACGUCUUUACGUGGGAGAGUCUCGAACACGAGGGACCCAAAAAGUACGACCAUGCGUACAUGGACUAUAUCAUUGCCGUCUUGCGCAGAUGCCAAGAGUGGGGGUUCAGGGUGUUUAUGGACCCUCAUCAGGACGUCUGGUCGCGAUUCAAUGGUGGAUCGGGAGCUCCUUUAUGGACGGUAUACGCUUGUGGAAUCGACCCACGCAAUCAGACGGCCACCGCUGCCGCUUAUCUGCAUAGUGAAUGGCCGAGCCCCGAGGCGCCUAAACCUGAAGAAUUCCCCGCCAUGAUCUGGGGCACCAACUAUACCCACCUGGCAAACCAGACUAUUUGGACACUGUUCUUUGCGGGCAAGACGUUUGCGCCCAAGUGCAUCAUCGAUGGGAAGAAUAUCCAGGAUUAUCUGCAAGACCAUUACAUCGAUGCUGUAGGCGAGCUUGCCAAGCGCAUUGCCGAUAACGCCCCCGAGCUGUACGACCGAUGCAUCAUCGGGUGGGAUACUAUGAAUGAGCCUGGAGACGGCCUCAUUGCCUAUGAAAAUCUCGCAGUCAUUCCCUCGGACCAGCAGCUCAAAAAGGGUCCCACACCGACUCCUAUCGAGGGAAUGCAGCUGGGUAUGGGUCAGGCUCUUGAUGUGCAGACUUGGAACUUUGGCCCAAUCGGACCCUACAGGGGUAAGAAGGAGCAAAUAGACCCCAAGGGAAAGAAGCUGUGGCUCAGCAAGGAAGAUGAAAAGACGAGGGGUGGCGGAAAGUGGGGGUGGACCAGAGGUGAAGAGUGGGAGAUGGGCACUUGUAUCUGGGCACAGCACGGCGUCUGGGACCCAGCGACAAACACCCUCCUCCGACCCGACUACUUUAAAACUCUCCCCUCCGAUCCUUCCCACCAUGUCGAUUUCGUAGCCGACUUUUGGUCCCUUCACUGGCUCGCCUACUCUUCUCGCGUACGGAUCCACCACCCGGAGGCGAUCCACUUUAUCCAAGCGCCCGUCAUGAAGCAGCCCCCAAAGCUGCCCGCCUCUUUCCUCGGAGGCCGGGCAUGCUCGUCGCCGCAUUUCUAUGAUGGGUUGACGCUCAUGACGAAACACUGGAAUUGGUUCAAUGCCGAUACUAUCGGGGUCAUCAGGAAAAAGUAUUGGACCGUUGCCCAAGCUGUGCGAGUGGGCGAGGCAAACAUCAGAAAGAUGAUGCAGGGCGAGCUGUCGGUCUUGAAGGAAGAUACUGUGGAGGUGCUGGGAAAGUAUCCUACUCUGAUCGGUGAGAUUGGCAUCCCGUAUGACAUGGAUGACAAGCAGGUGUACGGAUAUGUGAAUGGUGGUCGAGGCGAAGGCGACUUUUCGAGCCAGCAAAAGGCCAUGGACUGUUCCAUGAACGCUUGCGAUGGUCCCAACAACUUUAAUUAUACCAUUUGGAACUAUGUCCCAGACAAUGUGCACGAGUGGGGCGACAACUGGAACGGAGAAGACCUCUCGCUUUGGAGCCCAGAUAAUGUAGAGAAGCGAGGCUAUCAAGACUCGCCUCGUCCUGGGACACCCCUUCCCACUCAAGGGUCUUCUGACUUUACAGCUUCCUCAGCUACAUUAGCUGUCUCUUCGAGCGACAACGAAUCACUCGCUUCUCGAGUCAACCUCCAGACCGGCGACAUUCCGCCUUCUCUCAUCCUGAGUGGUGCCAGAGCCUCUGCCGCUUUCUGCAGGCCUUUCCCUGUAGCAUCUGUCGGUACGCCAGAGAGGAUCGAAUUCGACAUUGCCUCGACCAAAUUCACAUACUCUGUCCGAGUCCGGGCAGACGAUCUGGCCAAUGACCAAAUAUACACCGAGCUCUACAUCCCCUUUAUCCAUUACGCUGCCAAUCUGGACAGCGUCGGUAAGGGUGUAAACAACGUGCAGACGUCGAGCUUGGACAGUACCGCGAGCACGCUCACUUCUCGCAACACCUUCAAAGCCGACCUUAUCGAAGACGAGCGUACGGUAAAGAACCUCGAUCCCUCGUCCAUCUCUGUCCGGUCUGUAUCACCUGCGACUGCCCCCUUGGCGCUCCAGAUCGACAUCAAGGUCUCUCACGGCCGGACAGAGAUUGAAGGCCAGACGCUUAAAUGGUUCUACCCCGUUCCCAAGAGCGGGGAGGCAGUGUAUACCAUCGAGGUAGAGAGGAAGGGAGGCGCGCUGAGAAAGGAUAAGGGAUAUCUGCAGGAGGGAAGCUGGUUUGAUGUAUGUCCUGGUGAAUGUGUUGUAGCAUAG